GAGAGGGAGAGGGACGGAGGUAAAGAAACAGAGGGAGAGAGCAGGUGUCGGAAAUCCUCCCCUUCAUCUGCUUGUCAUUUACUCCUUUAUGCUCUCUCGUCGUCUGCCGAGGUGAUUGGUUUUCUGUUACCGGCGUUCCUCUGCUUAAGGGCCCACUGCAAUCCCGAGGAAAACGAGAGGUGGGCAGACAGAGGAAACCAGAAUAAGACAGCAAAAAAAAAAGAAAAAAGGAAAAGGUGGAGCCUUUUCUGAUUGACUCAUUUUCACCCGUUCCUUUUGUUAUUUGUCGAGGUGGGCUCUUGUUAUUUUUGUGUUUGCUUUUUUUUAAAAGUCAGAGAUAGAAAGAAGAAAAACACACCUGCCCAAUCGAUCCCCCGUACAUCCUCUUUGUACACAAGAACCAAACUUCUUUUUCCACCAAUUGUUGAUUUUUUUGCCUUGCCUAUCGGGAUUAUUUUCUCUUCUCAAUAUAAACACGGGAUUGCUCCAGAUUCCUCCUGAAUGUCCUCACACCCACUGACACAGUGUGAACUCCUCUGACUCCCCCCACGCCCCCCCCACCCUUCACCCCCUUGGCUGAAGCGCUAAAACUCUGUGGUCUCAGAUCUCAGUGCCUGUGUUGACUCACUACUACAGUGAUAAUAUGGCACGGCGCUUCUGAUACCGUCUGAUUCAUUCUGUGGCGGUACAGGCAGCCAGCAGACCAUUCUCCAUGAGGAGCAGUAGAAGAUGCCGGCUCUGCCAGCACUGCUGCUGUCAAUACACUUCCUCUCCUUCCUGCUAGUCACCAUGCCGCCACGCUCCCUCAGUCAGGCCCCUCUGCUCUCCUCUGUCCGCAUGGCUGCAAUCCUGGAUGACCAGUCUGUGUGUGGGCGUGGGGAGCGGCUGGCACUGGCCCUGGCCAGGGAGAACAUCAACAGCGUGAUGGAGGGUCCAGCUCGAGCCCGCGUGGAGGUGGACAUAUAUGAGCUGCAAAAAGACUCCCAGUACGACACUACAGACACCAUGUGUCAGAUUCUACCCAAAGGCGUUGUCUCUGUGAUAGGUCCCGCCUCCAGCCCCGCCUCUGGCUCUACUGUCAGUCACAUAUGUGGGGAGAAGGAGAUUCCUCAUGUAAAAAUUGGACCUGAGGAAACUCCUCGCCUGCCGUACCUGCGCUUUGCGUCUGUUACUCUGUACCCUAGCAACGAGGAUCUGAGCCUGGCCAUUGGAGCCAUCUUGCGCUCAUUCAGCUACCCCUCAGCCAGCCUGGUCUGCGCCAAGGCUGAGUGCCUGCUGAGAUUGGAGGAACUGGUUCGCCGCUUUCUCAUCUCCCGGGAGACCCUGUCAGUCAGGAUGCUGGAUGACAACCUGGACCCUACGCCGCUGCUGAAGGAGAUCCGUGACGACAAAGUGGCCACGAUCAUCAUUGACGCCAACGCUUCCGUCUCCUAUCUCAUCCUCAAGAAGGCGUCAGAGCUUGGGAUGACAUCAGCAUUUUAUAAGUACAUCCUCACCACAAUGGACUUCCCCCUGCUGAGACUGGAUGACAUAGUCGAUGAGCAGUCCAACAUUGUCGGCUUCUCCAUGUUUAACACCACCCAUCCCUUCUAUUUGGAGUUCAUCAGGAGCCUCAAUCUGUCUUGGAGGGAGGGCUGUGACCUAACGUACCCCGGCCCUGCGCUUUCUUCAGCGCUGAUGUUUGACGCCGUGCACGUGGUGGUGGGGGCAGUGAGGGAACUGAACCGCAGUCAGGAAAUUGGAGUGAAGCCACUCAGCUGCACCUCACCUCAGAUCUGGCAACACGGGACCAGUCUUAUGAACUAUCUGCGCAUGGUGGAGUACGAUGGUUUGACAGGGCGAGUGGAGUUUAACAGCAAAGGUCAGAGGACCAACUACACCCUGCGGAUCCUGGAGAAACACAGAGGAGGCCACAAAGAGAUCGGUAUCUGGUACUCAAACAACACCCUGGCAAUGAACUCCACCAGUCUGGAUAUUAAUGUCUCAGAGACGCUGGCAAACAAGACCCUCAUUGUCACCACCAUACUGGAGAACCCAUAUGUGAUGCGUAAAGACAACUACCAAGACUUCCAGGGAAAUGACCAGUAUGAGGGCUUCUGUGUUGACAUGCUGAGGGAACUGGCAGACAUCUUGAAAUUCUCCUUCAAGAUCAAGCUGGUGGAUGAUGGCCUGUAUGGGGCCCCAGAGCCCAACGGCUCUUGGACUGGCAUGGUUGGAGAGCUAAUCAACAGGAAAGCAGACCUGGCCGUGGCAGGUUUCACCAUCACAUCAGAAAGAGAGAAAGUUAUCGACUUUUCUAAGCCGUUCAUGACCCUGGGGAUCAGCAUCUUGUACAGAGUUCAACUGGGUCGGAAGCCCGGUUAUUUCUCCUUCCUCGAUCCCUUCUCUCCAGCCGUCUGGCUCUUCAUGUUACUCGCCUACCUGGCUGUCAGCUGUGUGCUGUUCCUGGCUGCAAGGUUAAGCCCCUACGAGUGGUACAACCCUCACCCAUGUCUUAGAGAGCGCAGAGACAUGCUGGAAAACCAGUACACUCUGGGAAACAGCUUGUGGUUCCCUGUUGGAGGCUUCAUGCAGCAGGGAUCAGAAAUAAUGCCCAGAGCCUUAUCCACCAGAUGUGUUAGUGGAGUGUGGUGGGCUUUCACCCUGAUCAUCAUUUCCUCCUACACGGCCAACUUGGCGGCCUUCCUGACCGUCCAGCGGAUGGAGGUUCCCAUUGAGUCUCCAGACGAUUUGGCCGACCAGACGAACAUUGAGUAUGGCACGAUCCACGGCGGGAGCACCAUGACCUUCUUUAUGAACUCAAGGUACCAGACCUACCAGCGGAUGUGGAACUACAUGAACUCCAAGCAGCCUAGCGUAUUUGUGAAAAGCACGGAGGAAGGCAUCGCCCGUGUGGUCAACUCCAAGUAUGCUUUCCUGAUGGAGAGCACUAUGAACGAAUAUCACCGUGGCCUGAACUGUAAUCUCACACAGAUCGGAGGCCUGCUGGACACCAAGGGUUACGGCAUUGGCAUGCCACUAGGAUCUCCAUUCAGAGAUGAGAUCACACUGGCCAUCCUCCAGCUGCAGGAGAAUAACAGGCUGGAGAUACUAAAGAGGAGGUGGUGGGAGGGAGGCCAAUGUCCCAAAGAGGAGGACCACCGUGCCAAGGGUCUGGGCAUGGAGAACAUUGGGGGCAUCUUCGUUGUGCUGAUCUGUGGCCUCAUUAUCGCUGUGUUUGUGGCCAUUAUGGAGUUUGUGUGGUCGACACGCCGCUCGGCAGAGACUGAUGAGGUAUGCCCCCAUACCUGCCCUCGCCGACCCCACAGACACACCCCAGUGUCUGUCUGUCAGGAGAUGAUCACAGAGUUCCGAAACGCCGUCUCCUGUAAAAAGAGCUCUCGAAUGCGCCGCAGACGGCCCCUGAGCAGCUCAGCAGCCUUGCGUCACCCUACCCGCAUCGCUCUGGGGGCCCCUCGGCCCCUGCGCCUGGUCCGGGAGAUGCGGCUCAGCAACGGCAAGCUGUACAGCGGAGCUGGCCCCCUGACAGGUGGAGCUGGAGGGGGAGCCGGAGGAACGGGGCAGCCAGAUCUGGGCCCUGGGCCCCAAAGGAUCCUAGACGAUCCGCUUGGAGCCAACACCACCCCACCUCCACCUGCCCCCACCCCUGUGAUGCUGCCUGCGCGCAGCUGCACCCACGUGAGGAUCUGCCAGGAGUGCCGAAGGAUCCAGAGCCUGAGAUCAGGUAGCAGUAUAGGAUCAGCGUCAACAAGAAUACCCCCUUCGUCCGCCCCCCUGCCCCGGAUACCUCCACCCCCACCCCCAUCCUCAUCCAAUACAGACAGUGAGGGUGGAGGCGUGCCCAGCCCAAGGCGACUACAUCACAGCCCCCCAGCUCAUACCCCUCGACCCAUUCCACCUCCGCAGAGCAGCAACACCUCAGACCUUCUUGGGGACCAGGACUGAGGAAUGAAGUGGGUGAGGUAGAGGGGUGAGAUAUAUGGGUGAGGGACAUUUGUGCUGCUUAGAAAAAACACUGUUUCCACUGAUCAGAUUCAUCCGAGAACUAAAAUGUUUGAGAUGAGGGAACAAAGGAGUAAAAAAAAUAAAUAAAAAGGAGUUGAACUCUUGAUAAGGCCAGCCAACACGGAGAGAGAACGAGAAGAAACAUGGAGGACCAAGACUUCAUCCACUUCAGAACUGAAGACACAGAGAGGUGGUCAUCGGUUAGCGUUUGUAUUUGGCUAAGAAGAACAGUUCAGUUUGGAUAAAAGAGAGAGGAGAUGCACAUGACCACGCGUCAGUGCCCGCUGGCCUCCUUUUGUCUCCUUAAUCCCCUCUCACGUCACUUCUCAUUUGAGGGUGCUGGUUUUCUUUCACGGACACUUCACUGGAAGCUAACCAGCCCUUUACUGAAAUGAAGCCUUGCUGGAGGACAUACUGUAUCUGUAUGUGGUUUUAAAACAGCAACUGACUUCCAGAGAAUUUAUUCCUGAUGUUUUUUUUUUUGUUGUCUUUUUGUUACCAUUGUUCUAAGUGGGAAUUUCAGAGUUAAAUAACAGACUAUAGUGUGACAAUAUGGUGGAUUAUAACAUACCAAGACACUUGACAACCGCUAAUUGUGUUCGAGAGUUUUGUGCCCCUCCCUGUGCCCCAUAGCUGCUUUUUGGAUGGGAUCGGGGAAGCUGGAUGAAACGACUUCAAGGCAACGUAAUGCAAACAGUAGCAGAGAAAACUGUUGGUCUGCCUUUCUUUACACUGUGUGUGCGUGUGUGUGUAAAAUUUGUGCUUCCUGUAAGUCUGUCCGUAACUGCUCAAAACGAGGAGAACCGUGUACCCAGCAACAGCUCCUUUCUACCAAUGUUAGAUAUUCAGACAGACACAAAAAGGGAGAGAGAGGGAGCGAAUGAGCGAGCGAGCAAGAGGCUUUGAAAUGUGAAAUUAAUGUUCCUCGUUAUCCUGGGUAACGCUUGCCAAGCCCUUACUUCUUUUUCACCUCUGUUCACACCAUGUAGACAAGAUAGAGAGACUGGGCGAGCCAGAGACAGAGAGGCAAGAUAGAGACGAGCAGGAAAAGAGGAGGUGGAAAGAGCCAGAGAGUUAAAAAAGGACACUACUGAAUUUGAAUAAGAAUUCCCUCACUGAACUACUUCCAUUAUUAGAUCUGUCCUGAUCUGUUAAUUCUGGGCAUCUUUUAAGGGGCUUGUUAAUGCGCCAGCAGACUAUAACUGCGACUUCCUCCCAUCUCUCUGUUCGACAGGCUAUCUUGGCCGUCCACAGCAGCGGCUCCUGCCAGUAUGAUAGACUCAACACAGCCUUGUCAAUACCGUCUCAAGCUUUUGAUCACCUAAUUACUCCUCUCAGUGGCUGGGGACCCAUUCAGGAGGGGGUCGAAUACAGGGAAAUGCGCUGAUAAAUAGAUGUAGAAGAAAUGUUUUUUCUCUCUGGCUGGGAAGCGAAUCUGUUUUAAUUAUGUUGUUAAUGUUAUAGCCUUACAGUUUUGUGAAACUCCAAUGAAAACAGACUCUAGUGUAUAAGCAAAGUGUGCCUAAAGGGAGAAAUACUGGUGGGUUUGCAUGUUUUGCCUUUCUGCUUUAAAACCUGUUAAGUUUGUGGCCAACAUACAAGAACUUUUUAGACCCGCUUCAACCACCAAACAACUGUGGCACGAAAAUCAAGACGUACAUUACAUACAACAGUUAUCAGUCUGGAUUUUUUAAUUGUCAACAAAUUGCAGUUCAACUAGGGGACAUGUUCCUUUGUAUCGACCCUUUUAUCGUGUUAAAUACUCACUGCAACAACCAGUGCCUGAAAAUAGUCCCCAAGUAAAUAUAGCCUUUACUAUUCUUUCUCCAACAUCUGCUAAAAACUGCAGUUCCCAGCUGUGUUGCCUUUUUAAAAUGGGACUGCACUCAGUGUUUCAGCGGGAAUAUAGACAUUGUUUACUAAUCCUCCAUCUUCCUCUGUUUGUGGGCACUACCGUCGUCGUAUUCACUCAGAUGCAGUGCAGUGCUCGGCCUGUUGCGGUCUAAGCAAAAAAAAAAAAAAAAAAAAAAAAUCUGACCAGCUUUAUGUCAGCAGUAAAUCCAAUUAUUUA
Messenger RNA from Pelmatolapia mariae (spotted tilapia), 6076 nucleotides. It is a transcript of the gene grik5, whose product is annotated as glutamate receptor, ionotropic, kainate 5. The coding region runs from base 730 to 3945 and encodes 1071 amino acids. Gene Ontology annotation, molecular function: kainate selective glutamate receptor activity; transmitter-gated monoatomic ion channel activity involved in regulation of postsynaptic membrane potential. Lineage: Eukaryota; Metazoa; Chordata; Actinopteri; Cichliformes; Cichlidae. The transcript is spliced from 20 exons. The record is from RefSeq and is a predicted model, not a curated record. Gene Ontology annotation, cellular component: presynaptic membrane; kainate selective glutamate receptor complex; plasma membrane. Gene Ontology annotation, biological process: synaptic transmission, glutamatergic; monoatomic ion transport; modulation of chemical synaptic transmission.